GGGGAUUUCUUACAGUAAAAUAUUAAUAUUGAGCUUUGAAUGUAUCAUUAGGUUAAGCAAAUCAGAGUUUUAAAAUUCUUGGAAGAGAAUUCAUGUUAUGGUAGAACUCUUCCAAUCUUCAGUAGUAAAUCUGAUGGUUUAUGCAUAUCCAUUCCAGCUUCCGAAAGCGUACUGCAAAAGUUCAAAAAGACUUUCUCCCAUCUGAAACCACACAAACCAUCCGGAUCGUUUCCGGUCCAAGCACCACAGCAACAUCCAUCACCACCGAUAGGCAGCGCAAGCAAUACGCUUCAACAGCAAACCCUCUUUCAACAACCCGCUCUACCGACUCCAACAGUGGCCAUGAACCUGGACGGCGGGGGCGUCGAAAAGCAUCGCUUCGGUCCCCUAGUAUGGCGUUCAAGCAAAGAACGCCGCAAAACGAAGUCGCAUCGAAGGGACAAGUGUAACAGCGGCGACUCCGGCAUCCAGAUCGAACUGGAAGCCGACGAAACGCUGCUGGUCCACGACGGAAUUGAUAUUGUGGACACCAAGGUUUCACCUCACUCAAAUGCCUCGGUAAGGCGGGCGAAUUCGGCAAAGGUUUCGACAACGAGCACGACAUUGUUGAAGCACAAACUGUCGCUCAAGGGAAGAGACAGCAACGGCAGCGGCAGCAGUAACAAGGAGAAUGUAGCCAACAUAUCAAGGCUAAGCGGCAAAUCGCUUAGCCAACCUUCAGGACUGGAUCAUAUAGCAGCUCAGGGCGAAGGUCUUCGACGGUCGAAUGUCGAUCUUAGCGAUUCGGAUUCGGAUGAUUUACCGGGGCAUGAUACAGCAGGCAUUCAUCGACCGAUGGAUGAGCCAGUAUUCGCCGAGGUGUUGUUUUCGUUUCGACCUGCUGGACCCCAGGAACUUGCCCUGGAGAAGGGAGCUCUGGUAGAAGUUUUGAAACGAGAGCCCGGUCCUUGGUGGUGGGGACGGAUCAAAUCUGAAGCAAUACUUUCCGAUCGGGAUGAGGAAGAACGUGUACAGAAUGCCGAGUGUGGAUGGUUUCCUAUGGACUUUGUCAAGGUGGUGCCAACCUUUAGUAAACCGAAGCAGAUAAUCAUCAUUAACAGCAAAACCGCCGGAAGUCGGGAGGACGAAGCCUUGGGAGAACUGAAGAACUGUGAUAUGUUGCAAGACUCGCUGCCAUCGGAGAUGCCACCGAUUCCCGGCACCAGCCCUAGUCAGGAACAGACCAAGGAAAACGUGAUCAAGGAACUACUUGAGACGGAGAUCAACUACGUCAAACUGCUCAAUUCACUGUGCUUAGGUUACAUAAAACCCCUCAAGGAACGGGAGGACGUCUUUUCGGCCGAAAGUGUCAAUAUAAUCUUUUCGAAUCUUGAGAAAAUUUGGCGGUUUCAGCAGACGUUCCUCGAUGCGCUACGGAUAGCGGUUCCGAACAACCGGAUAGGCGAAGUGUUUCUUGAAUACCAAUCGGCUUUCAUGAUCUACUCAUCGUACUGCAAUUCCUACCCGCGAGCCCUAAUGGAGUUGGAAAACUAUGCUAGCAACAAAGAUGCAUGUACAAUUUUAGAAAGCUGUCGCGUGGCCCAGAACCUUCCGGAACUACCGCUUUCCGCGCAUCUCCUGGCACCGAUUCAACGAAUCUGUCGCUAUCCGCUGCACCUGAGCGAACUAGUCAAGCACACGCCCACCCGAAAGGAUCUUCUGCACCUAAUCAACCUGCGCCAAUGUACCAAAUCCGAACUGGAGAGCAUGGACUGUCGGGAGGUGUUCGAACUGGCCCUCACGGCGAUGCGCCGGGUCACGGAAAUGGUCAAUGAAGGAAAGCGUCACAGCGAGUAUCUGUCCCGGAUUCAGUCCCGCUUCGAGAACUUCCAGGGCCCAUCGAUCAACGUGCACAGUACCCGACUGUUCCUGCAAACCGAUGCCAUCCGGAUGUCCCCAAACCUGUGGAACAACACCUACACGCUGUUCCUGUUCGAUCGGCAGCUGAUCUACUGCAAGAAGGAUCUGCUCAAGCGGACCAACUACAUCUACAAAGGUCGAAUCUUCCUGGACAACUGCCGGAUUCUGAACCUACCGGAUGGGAAAAUGUUUGGGGUCACGUUGAAAAACGCCCUCCGACUCUACUGUGACACCCGGAAUAAGUGGUUCGAUUUUUGCUUCCGAAGCAGUAGCAGCAAGUUGCGGUUCCUGAAUACGCUCUCGGCCGAGCGACAAUUCUGCGGAGAAAGUCUGUUCGUGUCGGAGCUUGAUGGAGCCUGUGCCGAUGAAGACAACCUUUCGGAUCGAGAGUACUUCCCGUUCAACGAUGAAAAGGAUGGUUGCAGCAAUACGGACACCGAAAAUAGCAAUGAGCGAUCGGCAGAACUCGCCGAGAGCAUGCAGUACAUGUUAGGCAAUAUGACCCAGAGUGCCAGGGUUAGCAGUAGUAGCAGUGUAUUGAAAGAAUCUCCAGUCAAUAGUUUAGUAGGUGGUAAACAGUUAGGUAACACGCUUCCUAAAAAAUCUCGAAAGCAAGUCAAAGAGCAGCAACAACUGCAACAGCAGCAGCAGCAUGGGCCGGAAUUCGGUUCCCACUCGCUAGGUCGCCGGAAACUGGGUAACUGGUUCCGGAAGGCGAAAAGCACCAACAGUACUCCCUCCCAAAGCCCCACCCAUCACCCGAUGGCACUUUCGCUAGUGGCCGUCAACCAGGCGUCGGAUAGUUCCUCCGCUAGCAGUCCCGGUCUCGGGUACCAGCAGCGAACCCUAUCGGCCCUGUCCACCAAUAGCAAUCACAGCAACCAGGGCAGCAGCGGAAUGCUGCCCACAACGUCAGCAAUGGCCAAAGAGGACGAAGACGUACUGUUGUUCUAGAUCUUCGCCACAUCCGUUGGUAGAUCUUUUGAUCUACAGCUUAAAAUGAAGAUAUGUAUGCUAAAUCAGUCAAUGUUUGAAAGAAAAACAGUCUCGAACGCACAAAACUUCCCUUACUAGAUCCUUACAUUAAAACAGACUUUACAGCAAAGAACAACGGAAUUUAAAAUGGACACGAAAAUUCCUACCCGAUUUGUGAGUCAAAUCCAAAAGUAAACGAAUGGUCUCAUUAAAAUACGCUCAGAUUUUAGAACAUUUCAACUAAGGAGAUGUAGAAAAUACUUUAACAAGACGAAAGAAAGGUGUAUGUGUGUGUGUUCUCUACGCUAAACUGCGUACGUUGAGAUCAACCUUGGCCUUCCCGAAAAAUAAAACGCAAUUUGUGCUGGUCACAAAGAGUACUGCCAAGCGAGGCGCACUUAUUAUCUAAGUGUAGUAUGUUUAACUUUAAAAUCUAUUCCGACUGGUUCUGAAGUUAUCCUUUAAGAGACAGUUAACAGGAACAACAAAAAAAGGAAAAAAAAACAAGCAAGAUUUAACUGAAACCAAAAAAAUCGUAUCAAUCCACACUUUUACAACUGUCGAAAAUAGGAAACUUAAUAAAAAAAAAAAUAAUUGAAAACAGUAUAACAAAAACCUCAUUGAGGGUUAACUAUAACCAUAAAUCUAAGAAUGCGGAGUUAGAAAAAAAAAGGAAAUCAGGAUUCAAAAUUAUUUGUGAACUUCGGUAAAAUUUAAACGAAGAGUUUCUUAACCUCAACCAAAUAGUUUCUUAUUUUAGAAGUUUCUAAUUUUUAAGUCAAAUAUUGGUCAAAUGGUCAAAAGGUCGAAUAAUCGUAAGAUCGAAGGGUCGUUAGGCCAAAUGGUCUCUAAGCUGAAAGAAUGCCAAGCCGAUUAGUCAAUCUCUGGUGCUAGUCUGAAUGACACGUCGAAUGGAUGUCAGGCCAAAUGGACACUAUGCCGAUUGAUAUUAGGCUGAUUGGUCGCUAGGCCGACUGAAUAUUCGGCCGGACGGCCAUUUGGCCAAACAGUUGCUGUUCGACGUUUAUCCAAAACCAUUCGGCCCGACGACUCUGCACCCUCGGCCAAAAAAACAGAUAAAGCUUAGUUCUUUUAGAAAUGGGACACUUUCAUUUGUUAAUAGCUCGUUAACUAGUAAUUGGAUAUUAAAAAUUUUGACAGCAUUUUGUUGCCUGUAAAAAGUACUAUUCGACCUAUUUUUUUCAAAAUUUAAAAUUUACGCGUUUUUGAGAUAUGUACGAUGCAAGAGAAAAAGAAAAAAAUAAUUUUGCACAGUUUCCUUUAAAACUCGUCAUUAUCAAAUUGAUAGCUGACAAAACCGUUGAUUAUUCAAAGAAUUACUGAGUUUUUGUGGUGGAUAAGUCUGCAAACACUGUUAAUAAUGUCUACAAAGUUCAAAUCAAGCAUUGGAGUGAAGCACAUGAUCGACAACAACGGUUAAGGGUCAUCAAGGAAAUCAAGUCUCAUACCAGCAUUUUUAAUUUUCAAUAAACGAAAAACUAAGGGUAGAUCGCUGAAAUGUCCAAAACAAUUUUCUCCGAUAAGCUGAAAGUGUUGCCUAGUGAUGACUCAUUGAAAUCCAACAACAACAAAACAACCUCAAACAACCAUUUUUUCGAUAGUUCCAAAGCUCUUAAUCUGUUAAACCGGUACCAAAAAAAAAACGUUCAAAAUUGUGAUCAAAAAUAUAAUUAAACUUGUUCAUUUCGAAACAACUGUAUCCACUAAAAUGCUUCCAGUUUCUUUUAAAAGAGAAGUAUUGGACCGAAAAGUAUCAGAAAUUGAAGAAGGAGGGUGAAGCCACCUAAAAUAUAGAUUUCACGAAGUAUAAGUUGGAAAAUCUGAUCAAUACCAUGACUGAAAAAAGUGUGCGCCGGCCAAUGGGAGAUACCAAGAAUAAAGUAGAAAUGUCUUAAACAAAAAACGGUAAAUAUUUUUUCUCAAAUUUUUUCAUGAAAGAUCAUAACAUAACCUUCAUUUUCUUCAUAGAAAGUAUUUCGUUCAAACGAUUGGUUUUUAAGAUACAGGCAUUCGUAACUGUCCCAUUUCUAAAAGAACUAAGCUUUAAGUAUAUGAAAAAUGUCUAAUCGUCAACUUAUCCAUUCGGCCUUACGGCAGUUCGGCUUAAUGACUAUUCGUCCUUACCACCACUACGCCUAACGACCUUUCGGCAUAAUGUCAAUUCGGCCUAACGAAGAUUCUGCUUUAAAUCCUUUCGGACAAAAUACCAAAAAAACCUUAGGCCGAACAUCUUUCGGUCUGACGACCUUCGGCAGAAUGUCCAGGUCCCAAUUCUUUAAUCAGGCGCAUCCUCCAGUACUCAUAAAAGAAUCUAGUACAGCGAUAGGUGAGCGUUACGGUGAUAAUCACUGCACUGUGUUAUUGAUUAGUUUCUGUUUUCCAAUUUUCAUAGGGUACUUUGAUUCUCAAAAUUUCGUUCAAAACUGGACCAUGGAAGAAGCAUUUCAAAAAAGUGGUAACUGUUCAAUUACUGUUAUGGAAAUAAAGGUUGGUCCAGAUUUAGGAAAGAUAAAGAAAUGGAAAUCUUAGAAAAAACAUUGAAACAGAAAAAAAAACAAAUUUGCACCCCUACACUAAAUAGUUUGCGUGUCCUCCGAGGACCGAAAAUCCAAUGAACCAAAACCAAAUUUUAAAAAAAAUCCUGUUAAAACACAUACCGUAGAUCAAAUAUUGUUUGUUCUGAGCUGCUUUGAACGUUAUAAGAGAUUUUAUUUUUUAUUUAGGAGACAACGCCCCAGACUCAGAAUCUUCAUGAAUUUAUUUGAUUUUUCUGCUCACGUUUCGAGUAUGUAAAUACGAGAUCUGUUUAAAAAAAUCCCCCGUUCUAGAGCAGCAUAGAAAUAAGAUCUUAAACUAUUGGAAAAUUUGCAUUAAUACAUUUAUUAGUGAAAUUGAAUGAACACAUGUCCGAACCCGCUACUGUAAAUAAUGGAUUUAAUCAAGAAGUUUUUUCUACAACAUGAACUUCUUAUCUUGAAUCAUUUCUUAGUAGAACAACUAUAAGGAAUGUUUGAAAAAAUGCAACACUUUGUUUUGUGAAUAACUUCUGAAGUCAUGAAUAAAAUUUGAUGAUAUUUUCAGCGGAGCCACUUAGUAAUGCAAUGCGUUCGUGUGAAAAAAUUGGUGGCGAUCUAUCAAGUCGUUUUUGAGAUGGCGUCUAGUACAGAAACUAGUUGACAAAUUUUUUUGGCUUGUGAUAAAAAUGGUUAGAAUGUGAUGUGAUAAAAAUGGUUAAUUGAAUGGUUCGUAUAGCUCGUAGACCUUACUUCAUUUCCACAAGAUAGAAAUGCUGCCCACCGGUUAAAUGAACAAAAUACGGUGGUCAAAUCGUGCGCAAAAUAUUUGGACCGCUAGUGGGGAGAUAUUUUGAAGAAAUUCGUAAUGGAUAGCAAAACAAACUCUUUAGCGGGCACCCAGCAGGGUUUCAGCCAGAAACUUUUCUUUGACAAGUAUCGCCUGUAUUUUUCGGAGAUGAUCAAGGAGACAAAAAAUGAAAAAUCUGAUGGCCGGUAAUUGAGGAGGCUGACGAUCUGUGGAAGCUGCGAAUCGGUUAGUGUUUCAUAACGAUUGACACGAUAUAUGGCUAAAUAUACCAAGAAAACUGCCUCCGAAUGCGACCUCCUCCCUUGCAUAACACUUCAAUAGAUCCUGCAAAGUUUAUACUCUGUUUUGGUUGGAUCUGGAAUCAUGCCGUUACGCGGAAACUGUGUUGGAGUGAUAAAAAGUCAAAUAUAUGUUUAUUUGUUUAUUAUCUUAAUAUCAUCUGACAAAGGUGAGUGUUUGAAUGAAUAAAACUGAAAUCUAAAUAUGUUGUUUUGGUGCCGAAGGAGGAAAAGCGACAAAAUUGUCGUAACUUUGACAAAAUUAUGAAUUUUGAGUAAUUUUGAAGGUUAUGCUUCAGGAAAUAGAAAACGUCAUCAAAAAAAGCUUUGAUUUGGAAAAAGAGUGCUUCGUUGUAUAUAAUGUAUACAUAUAAUGUAGUGUAAGGUAGCUUCGGUUAAAAAUUAAAUGGUUCUAAUUUCUACUAAGAUCAAGUGAUUUACAAUAGUGGAAGUUUAAGUUCAUUUGAAACAAUUAAUAAUGGAGAGUUUUAUGAAAUCGUGAAAAAUAUGAAACCCACUGCUGGUAUCGACAAUGUUUCUUUGAAUGUUUUUAAUGAUUCUCUACCGGUAAUAGCAAAUCAGUUGAGACAUAUAAUAAAUACCAGUCUACAAUUAGGGAAAAUACCGUGGCAGUGUUCGACUGUUAUUCCUAUUCAGAAAGAGAAAAAUGCGAGAGAUGCUAGGUUAUAUCGUCCGAUAAACAUGUUGGAAAUACAAGAAAAGGUGCUUGAACUGGCAGUUAAAAAGCAAUUUCUAUUUUUUGUUGAGUCAGAAGAAAUAUUGAUCGACGAGCAAUCUGGAUUUAGAAAACAGCACUCAACGGAGUCUGCAGUAAAUUUUAUACUUCGAAACUGGAAGAUCAAUAUGGAAGACGGCAGUUACACAGUUGCAGUAUUUCUGGACUUCAAGAGAGCUUUCAAAACAAUUGAUCGGCUUAAGCUGGUAGAACUAUUGGAAAGAAUAGGUAUCACCGGAACGGCUCUUAAAUGGUUUAAGCACUACUUAAAUAACCGAUUGCAAAGAACAAAAUAUGGUUCAUUCUAUUCGCGAUUUCGAGAAAAUAAUCUAGGUGUCCCACAAGGAAGUGUUCUGGGUCCCUUGUUAUUCAUAUUGUUUAUUAAUGAUGUGAAAAACUGCCUACGAUAUGGUCGUCUUAAACUAUUUGCUGAUGAUUCACCUCUUGAUUCAUAAAAUAAUAAAGAUUUCUGCUUAGAUUGCAUAAAUAAAGGCGCAAUGCAGGUGCUGUAAACGCCUUGAUGCAACAUCAGUACGCAGCGUGUUGGCUGGCCGGUAGUUCAUAUCGCAAAACAUCAUAUGAAUAUCAUCUGAACCGAAAAUUACCAUGUGUUAAAUGAGUUUAACUAUUUUCUAAUCUAUUUAUUCGAUUUUCUCAUAGUUUAACUACAAAUUCGAUCAAAUUUAAGAAGUUUUUAUGAAAAUCAGGACAAAUCAGGACAUUUUAAGGAUAAAUUUCAAAAAUCAGGACAAUUUGAGAGUUUUUGAAAAAUCAGGACGGUCUCUCGAAAAUCAGGACAAAUCCUGAUAAAUCAGGACACCUGGCACCUCUGGCCAGCGGUGCCAACAUUAAUAUAUAUAUAUAUAAAAAGCAAUUUCUGUAUGUUUGUUUGUUUGUUUGUUUGUUUGUUUGUUUGUUUGUUUGUCCUCUAUAGACUCAGCCGUCUUAAGAUUUGGCAUGGAUGCUCAUUAGGACCAGGAAGGAUGAAAAAUGUUUUCAGAUUUUCGGACGACCCCUUCUAAAGGGGGUCGUCCAUACAAGACAAAUAUUGUUUUCGCGAUAUUGACGUUACUUUUCCUCGGAUCGUAUUGAAAAUUUGCACAUGAGUGUUUUGAAAGACGAGCAAUCGAUUUUAGGUGUCAAGGUGUAUAUAAGGGGUCAUAAAAAGGGGUCGUCCAUAUUUAAUGUCCGCUGUUUAUGCGAUAUUGACGUUAUUAUACAUCGUAUUCAGCUCAAAAUCGAUACACGAUAGUUUUGAGUGACGUGCUAUCGAUUCGAGGUAUCAAAUUCAGUGUAAGGGGCCGGCAAAAGGGGUCGUCCAUAUCAAAUUUUCAAUAUCUUAGUGAUAUUGACGUUUUUAUACAUUGGAUUGGGAUGAAAAUUUGCACAUAGGAGUUAUUAGGAACAAAAAAUUGAUUUCACUUAUCCAAAUUAAAAACAGGGGUCGACUAAAGGGGUCGUCCAUAUUAACUAUUCACUGUUUAUGCGAUAUUGUCGUUAUUAUUUUUGCAAUAUCGUCGUUAUUUGACAUCGGAUUGUAAUGAAAAUUAGCACACGUUAAGUUUCGGGGACGGGCAAUCGAUUUCAGAUGUCAAAUGUUUUGCCAGGGGUCGACGAAAGGGUCGUCCAUAGUAAUUAUGCAAUAGAUUACUUUGAAAAUUUGCACACGGGGGUUUUGAGGGAAGGGCAAUCAAUUUCAGAUAUCAAACAGUGUUAUGUUAUCACCGAAGGGGUUUAACUUUUUGGCAAUAAGAGCGUUGUUAUGCAACGAUCGAGUCAAAAUUAUACACGGGGGUUUUUUGGACGGUCAAUUGAUUCCUGAUUUCAAAUUGAGUACCAGACGACAGAAAAAGUAAUCGUCCAAUAUUUUUGCAAUUAUUACUAAACAAUGAAUUCGGAAGUGCAUCUGGAAAAUUUUCGGCAAUUGACUUUCAUACAAACUGUUCAUGACAUAUUCCAAGUUCAAAAGCGAAACGGAGUUCGUAUGGGAUCAGCUAGUGUUUAUAUACAAAAUGAAAAAUGGAAUGUUACCAUCUUAUUUGAUGGAAGGCCUACAGUAAGGAAUCGACAUACACAGAUACAAUACAAGAAGACCACAAGACUUCAUUGCAAACGCUCUCUUUUCUACAACGGAUUGAAAAUGUUCAACAACUUACCGCCGACCAUCAAAGACAGUAUGAACAUUAACACCUUUAAGAAACUGGCAAUACAGCACAUAAAACAGAUUCUUUGAUAAACAGACUUAUCCUAAAAAGGAUCAUACGAAAGUGAUGGAGAUCUGGCAAAAAAUCAGAUAUGAAAUUGUACGGUGAUGGACAUACGCGGGAGUAAGACGAAAAAGUCGUACAGAAUAAAAAAAUAAAUGUAAAAUUUAAGUAUCCAAAGGAUAAAAUGUCCCUCCCACUUCUAAAGAAGCGUAUGGGGUGGAGGAAGGACCCAAUUGAGCCAAAGGGACCAUCAAAAAAAAAAUCAUCAAUGUCCUCAAUACAUUCAAAAGUUAUUCACAAAAAAGUGUUGCCUUUUUUUCGAAUACACUCCUUACAUUUUUAUGGUUGUAAAAGGUUUUUUUCAUCUUUUCUGGAAAACCUGGAAUCUCUUAUUUGUGUUUUAAAGAUGAUUUUAAGUAUUUUUCAUAAUAUUUAUCAUUGUUUCAUAACAAAAUUUUAAAGCGGACCUGACACCCGAUAAUACUAUUUGUUACUUGGGACUCUAUGUACACAAAUAGUAUUAUUGAGUGUAAAGUAAUUUUUGUCAUUUUUAUUAUACUUUCAAUUUUUCAAACUGCUGUUAUUUUAGUAAAAUUAUUAAUUUCACAAAAUUGUUCUUACUUUGUAUUUUUUGUAGUUUGUGUAAUUUCUUGACAUUUUUCUCAUAUUAAUAAUUUUUAUCAUUUUUGUAAAUUUUUUAUUUGAUUUUCUUUUUUGCUUCUUUAGUCAUUCAUAUUUUAUACAAGACAAGAUAUGCCUUAGGAAGAGGGGGCGGGGAUCAAGAAGGGGUUCAGAAGCUGUUCCAUUCGAAAAUAUUUUUUUUUCAAAUCUAGAAAAGGCUUGUUAAAAAAAACUAGCAAAACUUCAAUCAAAAAUCAAAAAUAUAUUAAAAAAGCAUCCAUAUCAAUAUUUGAAACUCAAUAUUCAGUUUCAUGAUUUUGUUUUGAAUAUGGAAAUUUGAGCCAAAAAAAUCUUGACUGAAUUUUUUUAAAAAAAAUCGAAAAAAGAAGUGACGUAGAUAUAAAAUUAUAAAUCUGGAUACGACGAUAAAAAAAACUCUUGUGUUUCAUAAUAUUAGCAUUUGAAAUUCAUAUUUGGGUUUUUUAUUGUAAUAUUAGAACUUACAAUUCGGGUUCAAAAAUUGUAGCGAAACUUUGUCAUAGAAUGCGUUUUUCCAAUUACUAAAUUUUAUUUAGUAAUUUAACUCUUAUUAAAACAGUUGAAUAUGAUGUUCAAUUUCGAAUCCAUUACCCGUUGCCUAAGUUUAGACAAACACAAAUUCAAUAUGAAUAAACAUUAUUUUUCAGAUCUAUCAAAUUCCCCUCCCAAGCCAAAUUUGGUUACAUUUCCAAAUCAUUAAAAAUAAAAUUAAUAGAGUCUCCCUGUUGAACAAUCGAGAAAUCAUUUCUCGUACCCCAAUCCCUUCUAUGCAAAACUCGCUGUAUUGGUGCCCCCCCAGCCAACAAUUUGGUAGGUAUAUCAAAAGAUAUACGUACAUCUAUGUCGACACAAAUCAUCGUACAUGACGUUAGAAAAAAGCAUAUAUCUACCAAAAGUGGAGGCAAUAUACGUACAUGUUUUCUGUACGUACAUACAUGUUCAAUCUGACGAUGAAUUGACGAUCUAAGUCACCCUUUAUGCGAGGUGUGCCGAACUCUUGUACGACUUGAAGCAAUCUGUCGAUAGAUUGGCGAUUUAAGUCACCCUUUAUGCGAGAUGUUUUGUACUCUUGUAUGACUCGAAGCAAUCUGACGAUGGAAUGUCGAUUUAUGUCACCCUUUAUGCGAGAUGUGUUGCAGUCUUAUACGAUGUUCAGAGAUUUUAACAUCGAUUGACAACUUAAGUCACAUUUUAUAAGAUGUGUGUUGUAAGCUUGUACGAUAAGAUGCAAUUUGGCAUUUGAUGGACACUUUCAACGAUAUUUUAUGUGAGUUGGGAUGUACUCAUGUACGAUUUGUAUCAUAAAACGAUUGUGCGGACCAUUUUAUGUAGCAUGUUAUGUGUAAUAUUGUGAUUGAAAUACGACGCUAGGAAGAAAUAAAAUUAAUUGAUGAUUUUAACUGAUUUUUAUUAUAACUAACAUUGAAAUUCAAUACAUAUAUAUUCGUAGGUACCGCAACCGGGCAUUGUCCCGCUCGCUACUUUCCUAACUGCCACCGCCUCCAUGCCUCCCUCAGGAUCUUUGACGCCUUUUUCUUCCGGGUUUACAGCUGAAAUUGCCGGGCCACAAUUCUGUCCGUAAACAUUCCUUGAUACUCGUAGUAUGCACAUGCAAAUCGCCGGGGUCAUUAUCAGGCGGGUUUUUUUAAUCUGAACCUAGUAGGGGAGAGUAAUCCUGUUAUUUUUGAAAGGAAAAUGUUAAUGAGGUUUCUGUCCAACGUUGUUUUUCCAAAACCUACCUUUAUUAUUUUUUUUUCAUCCGUUUGCUUGUUUGCUUUGGUCGUCAACUUUCACAAAAUUCAAAUGAUUAUACAAAAUUGCAAGCACGAUCGCAAAAUUGCACAUCCACUGAACACGAUUUAUGCUUUCAAAAUCACAUCACCACUUCGAAUUUUAGUUCCAGUUAGAACUUCUAGGCGUGGUCUUGUGGUAGCGUAUUCGAUCCUCACCACGAAGGUCGGUGUCCGAUCUCCAAUACGGGCUAGUUUUUUUUUUCAAUAAGUAAUUCGGUAAUAAGUGAUCUUUCUGAUACGAUAUAUGUAGGAAAUGUAGGAAAGGAGCAAUUGAGCAAUUUGUCGAGUUUGGAAUCCGGCGCGUGGCAUCAUGGCGGCAUCAUCUACAACAUAGUAAAUAAUCAAGAGAAGGUGUGAUAUGAACCGAUGCCAAGGGUGCAAUUAAGAUAGAGAUAUGAAUUUUUGCUAAUUUUAGGAUUUCUUGGAAGCUGAAUUAAAAGGCUACUGGAUAGAAGAUCAUUAAGGCUUGUUUUGGAAUUUGAAUGCUUUAAUAAGAACUUAAAUUUUGAGUUGCAUAGAACAUCUUAUAUAUAAAAAUGGAGGCGUUUUCUUUGUAACACCACCACGUAUAAACGCCAAACGGUCGAUCGGAAUGAAGUAAAAGUUUCAAGAAUCUGACUUUUCAUGGAAGAGGGGUCCCCAUACAAAAUCAACUUUAAAAUGGACACAAGCCUUACAAUUUUGUUACGAUUUUCUUUAAAAUCGAUUCUCGAGUACGAUGAAGUUAAGGACGUGAAGAUGAAAUAAAACAUUUAUUACGAUUUAUUCAAAGGUAAAACGAAGUUUACCGGGUCAGCUAGUACUUCAUAUUAAUGAUAAGGUUGAGUAAGCUUUUUUGUUCCUGUUUUAUGGGACUUUUGGUUGCUUGGGAUACUCCUAAUAUUAGAAAAAAAAUCUUUAAGAACAUUCAUCAGUCAAACUUUGUACGAUUUUGUUAACCCGGGCUUAAGCCUUCCAUUUUGUAAAAAUGAUAAAUUCUUAACUUGUGCUCGAUACUUUUUAAACAGAUCUCAUAUUUGAAAGAUUUUUUUCAUUUUUUUUAAAUAGGCAUUUAAAUACAGUUCACAAGAUCGUUAAGUGUUGUCACGGGAAAUUCCUUACCUUCAAUAGUUUUACCUUCAAUAUUUAUAAUGCUGAUAAAUUCUCAAUCAACUGUAAAGAUAAAACACUAAACUAUAAACAUUACAGAUCCAAAUACAAUUGCAUGAUUAAUUUUAGGUAGGUAUUAUAUGUUUUUUAUGCUUGAAGUCCCAAUUCAGUUCAUAAGUCUAAUCGUUCUCUAAAAGUUGGUCGUCUGAGUUAGUUUACCUGGAUUAAAUUUUGCAUUGAAAAAAGUAAAAUAUAGCAAUAGUAAGUAAAAAUCUCGUUUUUUCACUGGUUUUCCGUUUAAACAUAGAUUAGGCAUAAAUGAAAAAAAAAAAUUUAAAAAUACAAGAAAAAAUCAGUGAACAUCACUACAGGGCAAUUGGAAGAAAACAAAAGUCUUACACAUUAGGUGGUUCGAAGACUCUUUCUCUCUCUCAGACUCUACGUUUUAUGCGUUCGUUGUAGGUUAAAGGACAGUUUCCGGCAAGAGUAGAGUAUCAAGUUUUGAACAAGCGCUGACUACGUACAGCAUAACUUUAGGCAUUUAGAGAUUUGAAAAGGUUACUACCUAAAAUCUAUACCUAAAUUAUACAAUUAAAGUUAGAAAAACGUUGAAAGAAAAUCGGCCAGGAAUGAACUCAAAAAUUCCUAAUUGUAAUAUUUACAGUUUGAGAAAGUAAACAAACACAAAAAAAACACAGACAUUUCACAGGAAUCAAUUAUAUGGAAAUCGCGGCUAAGUUAUAGUAAUUGAAAAAGCAGAAACUGUAGUGGAAUAACGAUAGAGUAUGUAUAUCGGUUAGAAACAAUUCGAAGUAGCAUUAAAGAACAAAAUAGAAGAAUGUUUUCCAUUAAGAGUAAGACCAAGUGACAAAUUCUAAAACCAAACUACAUAGGUCAAGAAGAAAAAAAAACUAAUACUGUGAAGCUAGACUCUAUACAGCCCUCUAUGUUGGUGUGCGUGUGUGUUAGUUAACUCUACGGAAUUGAAAACCGAACAAAAAAUGUUGAAGCUUUUCUUCUCAAGACGGUCCACGGCACAAAAAAACUUUGAAUCAAUUAUUAAGUAUUUUUUGAAAAAAAUAAUGCCCACUCAACAUAUCUCUGACCCGAUUGUUAUUAUUAACUGUCACGAAUGUCAAUAUUUUUUUUCACUAAUAUCUUACGCAAACAGUAGAAGGAAAACUGGCAACAUUUCUUCUAAUUGAGUUUCUUUUAAAAAAAUGAUUUAGCUUUCUCCAUUUAUUCAACCUUAUUUCUGAAAUGACGAACUUACAAGAAAAAAAACCUUUCAAAAAAGUCUCUUCUAUGCCAAAAACAAAAUAAAAAAAAACAUAAAUUAAACAGGCUUUUAUGAAAAACUAUGUAAAGGUCAACAAACUUUUGUAAAAAAAUUUUAACAGUCGUGAAAGCAGGAAACCAGUAAAUAAGUUGCUCACACCUUAAGUGUUACCAUCAUUCGUAAAACUAAAGCUAGUUGAAGUAAGUGUUAUUUAUUAAAACAAACCAUUUGUUACUUGUAUCAAGCAAUCAGUUGGACAAAGUCACUAAUUAUAACAAUAAUAAAAAAACUAACAUUAAAAACUAAACCGAAUAAUAACAAGAUGCUGGGAUUCGAACGUUGGGUAUUAGGUAAACAUGGCUAAGAAAUGGUUAAAUGGCUCUCAAAAUAAGGGAUCAGGUACAGGUUCAAGGUGGCGAUUGAAGAAGUAAAGAAAAUACAUUCGUUAGUUUUUAUGAGGUCGAAAUUCCUGCAAAGCCUAUUAAAGUUGUAAUGAGGAAUAAAGUUGAUAAAGUGAU
This is a messenger RNA of Uranotaenia lowii, 14779 nucleotides long. Its product is annotated as spermatogenesis-associated protein 13-like. The record is from RefSeq and is a predicted model, not a curated record. Gene Ontology annotation, molecular function: guanyl-nucleotide exchange factor activity; protein binding. The transcript is spliced from 7 exons. Gene Ontology annotation, cellular component: cytoplasm. NCBI's taxonomy places the organism in Eukaryota, Metazoa, Arthropoda, Insecta, Diptera, Culicidae. The coding region runs from base 343 to 2853 and encodes 836 amino acids.